AGGAAAAUAAUCAGUAAGGUGUUCUCAUUGGCGGAAGAGGAUGCCCAUCAUCCCGCAUUUACAAACCUGUGCACGAAGUCUCUGUAGGGUCACAAGGUGUUAUGCGACUUUGAAAUGGAUGAGAGAGCGUUUACUAGCACGCUGUGUAAAUGUUAGGAAAGCCCAGCUGAGAAAACGGGAACUGGAAUUUAACAGUUUGAUGAAUGCCUUUCGAAACAGAAUCUAUAAACCUAACCAUACCAAGUAAAGCUCACAGAUAGAACAGACUAUAAAAAUCAAACGGUCGAAACGGAUGUAGAAGAGGCUGAGGAAUCCUGAGUUUUAGUAUCUAACAUGGUUCAUGCUCCAAAAACACUGCAUGCUAAACCUCCCAUAAUGCAACCUGAACGCAUCUUCGUCCCUGUCUGAAAAACAACACACCCCUUUAGGCCUGUUUUGACUAGAUGACGGAGAAUGGGACGGAGAGAAAGACAGAGGGAGGGACGAGCAGGUAUCCAUGGCAUCUGUGAUCAGGCAUGUAAACGCACUGGAGAAUCAUUGAGCCAUUUCUUCUCCUGGAUCUAGAAUCAAAGAUAAAACGAACUAGUGAAAUAGAGAGGACUUCUACGCUGGAGCAUGAUGCCGCCCAAACCCACCAGGGUGAACUACAGGAUGAAGUUCAUCACGACCAGCUCCAGAGACAUCUCACAGCCAGACUACGAAGACCUGGAUGCAUUGGUGCCUGCUGGCACAGAUGGAAGCCAGUCAGAGGUUAACGUCAGACCUGUACCUCGUCCCAGGUCUAAAUUCCAACCAAAAGGCCAGAGUAACACCGACAACACUGUAGACAAAUCUAGCAAUCUAACCAAUGCAGUGAGUUUCCAGCACAAUGAAUAUCCUGCAGACUAUAUGAGGCGCUGUCCUGUUCGUCCCCUUCCUGAACCACCAAUUAAAAAAUCUUUGAACUUCAGUAAACCCCCAGCAGCUGUCGACGGAGGCAGUCAACAUAUGAGUUUAAAUAGUAAACCAGCUGUGAAGCCUCCAGCUGUCAGUACUGAGAGACUACAAAAUCCUCCUCCUCCUCCUCGUCCUGAACGCCUCCCUCCUCUCUCCAUCUAUUAUAAUAGACCACUAUCCUCUAUGAGCUACACGGAGGAUUCUCGGCUAUCCACAAUCAGCUCCAUGCGACAAACUCCAGUCUCCCCAGCUUUCUCUGAAGAAGUAGUGAACCUCUAUGGGACUUAUGAUGAAAUGGCCACAAACAGCACAGAAAGACCUGCAGUUCCCCCUCGACUUUGUCAGUCCUCCUCCCUCCCCCGCUCUUCCUCAGUGUGUGAAACCUUGCCUCCACAGACCAGACCACCACCGCCUCCAUUCAACCCGCCAUCCCCACCUUCAACAGGGACACCAUCGGAGUCAGCUUACAGUGAGAUAGAGCAUCGUCCCUACCUGGAUAUUCUGCCAGAGGAAAAGAUGACAAAAUGGAGGUCAAUGCCUCGUUCUGGACUACACUUCCAGAGUGGCUGUUUCUCUUCACGUCAAGAGGCGACAGAAGUCACAGAUGACAUCGAUAGGAUGUUGAGAUGGUUGACAAGAGUGUCAAAAUCUGAUGACAUGAGUCUGUCAGUGCAUGGCCUCAGUAUAGAAGAGGAAAUCAGAUCAUUUAAUCAGAGAGCCGUGAAUGUGAACAAGGCCCUGCGCCUCUACAACCUUCUCAUGAUGAAGCGCAGUGAAAGCCUGCGGAAUGUCAUCACAGAGCUCAGCUCCAUCUCCAACAAUCUGGACAAGAUGCAGAAGAAGACCAAAACCAUGGGCAUUGCUGGUGGCACCACAGGUGCUGUGGGAGGGGUGACUGCAGUGGUGGGCAUUGCCUUGGCUCCUAUGACCAUGGGUGCCUCACUGAUAGCUACAGCUGUUGGUGCUGGCAUGGUGGCAUCCGCUGGCGGUAUGGGCACUCACACUGUUAAGGCCAACAGGAAGAUUGUGAAUAGGAUGACAGUUGAGAAACUAGUGUCCAAUUAUAAGGCAAAUAUUGUUGACCUGGGACAUUGUCUGGCUUUUAUCCUCUCUGAGAUGAAUGAGCUGCGAAGGCACGACAUUGCCAGGGUACAGAGGGCAGGAGCCCAGCCUGACGCACUGAAGAUGGCACAUCUGUCACAGUCUGUGUUUAGGAAUAACACAAGCUAUGAAAGCAGGACUUCUGUUAUACACACAGCUGGGAUGUCAUCUGAGAGACUGCUUCUGGCUUUUACUAAGGAUAUGGAUCAGUUUUUUACAGGAGAGGAUGGUCAGAAUCUGAAAAACUCGACCAGGAGCAGGAACACGUUUUCGGAUAGGGUUCACCUGCUGGCUGAAAAUCUGCAGGAUGAACUAGACCACCUGAAUCUUAUGUGGGAAAUGUUUAGUUGAAUCAGAGAAGUCUUUGUGUGUGUGUGUGUGUGUGUGUG
Molecule: messenger RNA, 2426 nt
Organism: Xiphias gladius (swordfish)
Lineage: Eukaryota; Metazoa; Chordata; Actinopteri; Istiophoriformes; Xiphiidae
Exons: 13
Coding region: 616-2388 (590 amino acids)
Biological process (GO): lipoprotein metabolic process; lipid transport
Cellular component (GO): membrane; extracellular region
Molecular function (GO): lipid binding
Source: RefSeq, a predicted model, not a curated record